AUGCGGUUGCAACUCCUAGUGCCCCCACUGCCUCAAACUCUCGUUGAUGCCCUCACCAGUCUGAACAUAAGAACGGAUGCAGAACUCCUUUUUUCUGGCCGCCCAGCUGAUAUAUUUCGCAAACUCCCCCCUGGCACUGUUGACUACCAAGAGUUUAUCGACCUUGUCUCUCAGGUCACUGAGCGGGCUGCGGCCCCUGCAAUCCGCGGCGACCAGCUUUGGGACGCCGUGAAGAGACGCCGUGAAGACAAUGAGUUCUGCCUGCUAUCUACUGGUGUCCCAGAGCUAGACACGCUUCUGGAUGGUAUGCAUCCGCCUCGAGUCAUCGAGGUCUCUGGCGACCGGGGUUCCGGCAAGACGUCUCUGGCCCUGCAAGUUGUGCUCCGGCACCUCUCCACUGUAUUCGACUCCAGCGCCCUCUGGAUUGACACCACCGGGGAUUUCGCUCCGGAGCGGAUUCCCGCUAUGCUAGAGCACUAUACCGGCCAGGCGGCUUCCACUGUGCUGGAGCGGUUGCAAGUCGCACUGGCGUUCGACAUUGAGGCUGCACACGAGGUUCUGGACGAGCUUUACGCCUCCCUCGCCGACGACUUGUCUACCGGCUCAACUAUGCGCUGUGUCGUGAUCGACGCUGUCACACCAUUACUUGGGCCUCUUCUCAGCGCCGUUUCAUCACAAGGUCAUCAACUCGUCUACAAUGUCGUCCCCUCUCAAUCCCGAUUCAGCGUUUCUGACCACCAAUAG
This is a messenger RNA of Postia placenta MAD-698-R-SB12, 744 nucleotides long. RefSeq lists its product as hypothetical. Gene Ontology annotation, cellular component: centrosome; Rad51B-Rad51C-Rad51D-XRCC2 complex; replication fork. Gene Ontology annotation, molecular function: four-way junction DNA binding; single-stranded DNA binding; ATP-dependent activity, acting on DNA. NCBI's taxonomy places the organism in Eukaryota, Fungi, Basidiomycota, Agaricomycetes, Polyporales, Adustoporiaceae. The coding region runs from base 1 to 744 and encodes 247 amino acids. Gene Ontology annotation, biological process: double-strand break repair via homologous recombination; telomere maintenance; DNA strand invasion. The record is from RefSeq and is a predicted model, not a curated record. The transcript is spliced from 5 exons.